GCAGUUUCUGUCAGAGCCCUCUCAGCCCCACCUACCUCACAGGAAUACACCGUAGCCAUUGAGAUACUUUUUGCGGAUUCUUCGCUCCAGAAUACCAUCAAAAGUUACCUGAACAACCUCAGUUUUCCACUCUUGAUAAAUGCCUCAGAUCCAGCCGGAAACAUUUCAAGUAUUCAAGUUACCACAGCGUGCAACUCAACAGGUAGUAACAGCAGUCAUUGUUACUGUGAAGAUGGUUACUGGUGGCCCAAUGACCUAUGCCCUAAUCCAGCCUACCCCAGUAUCACAGCAGCACCAGAAGAGUACCACAACUGUAUUGCACAACUGCCUUCUCAAGGAAUCUAUUGCCAGCUAUUGCCUGAAGAUACCGGAGUAAUCCACUUACUAAACAUGACUGUCCGACUCGACAUACCCUUUCAAAAUGAUCUCAGGAAUCCAUCCUCAACGUUGUACAAGCAAUACAAAAGAGAUUUGGAGCGUGCGUUUACUGUGGGCUACCAAACUUUACCAGGAUUCAUAAGUGCAAAAGUUACAGGGUUCAGGAAUGGAAGCACUGUGGUUGAUUAUGAGGUAACAUCAGCAAGGGCUAUACCAGUUGAAAACGCAAGCGGGAGAGUGGCCACAGCCUUAAAUAGCUCCUACAAGGUAGAUCCUACCUCAUUUAGGAGCUCUUCGGUGGAAAUCUAUGGUGGAACAAACCUCUCCAUUUCACCCCAGCCAAUUUUCAAGGGAGAUACGGUAACCAUGAGAUGCGAGUCGAGAUCAAAGUCGAGCAACGUGACUUGGUCUGUCGGAGGAAGUUCCAUCUCCAGCAGCGACAGGCACUCCAUAACGAGCGCACAUUCAGAUGGAAAGGCAGUAUCAAUGCUGAAAAUCCGAAACGUCUUGCUGAACGAGUCUGGACAGUACAGUUGCACUUUUACUGACCAGGAGACUUCGCCGACCACAAUGCACACAGCAGACGGUAACAUCACCGUUUCUUUGAUCCGAAUUGUGAAUUCUGAGGACAUUGUGAUGGAGUGCAACGGUGAGAAGAGAGAGCUGAGCUGUUGCGUUGAUACGGAAAUUAGUUUCUUCAACGUACACUGGAAACCGGAUGGAGCCAUCAAUAUUUCAGGAACCAACGAUUCCACCCUUAACUGCACUCUGUACGAGCUACAGGCCAACGAGUCUCAGUGCCCAGCGGACAAGUCGGGGAACGUAACAACUUACACCUGUGAACUGAGCACGUCAGAUGGUGCCCGCCAAAGUAAACACAUCUGUGUGAAGUAUUUGCGCAAGGCAAAAGUGACUCUUGUGUCGAGCACCAAUGGCCAAGUUUCGGAGAGGGCCAAUUUCUCCCUGACGUGCCGCAGUGACGUAAGCAAUUAUGACGAAAUCAGCUGGGCAAUCCACAGUGGAAACCUUGUUACGGAUAUCGACAGCGUGUGGUACACGACCACAAAGACCCAGAAUGGAGCAGAAUCUGUGCUGGAUGUACGCCAGGCUAGCCAGAACUGGACCGGCACCUAUACUUGUACCUUCUCCCAAGAGUCUCUGAACAGCUCCGCUCAUCUGGCAAUGGAAGUGUUGCCUUUGCCUCUGAAAGAAGACAUCGUCCGAGACCCCAUCGAAGCCAUCAUCCCGUGCCCAGGGAACCAAGCGCUGAAGUGCUGCAUACCCAGAGGCAGAAUGGAGAAUUACACUGUGACGUUCGAGGUUGGCCAAGGGCCUUCCAACUUUUGGGAUGGCAGAAGAGAAGAAGGCAACUCCGUCUGCCACAUAAGAACACUCAGCUACGACAACUGCAGCUACACUGGACAGAAUUUUUCUGCAACUUGUGAAUUCAGAAACCAAAUUGGUGGACGUGUUCAGAGCUUACCUAUGACAUUAAAGCUUGUAUCAACAAAAGUGACUCUUGUGUCAAGCACCAAUGGCCAAGUUUCAGAGGGGGCCAAUUUCUCCCUGACGUGCCGCAGUGACUUCAGCAAUUACGACAACGUCAGAUGGGAAAUCCAAAAUGGAAACCCUGUUCCGGAUAUCGACAGCUUGUGGUACACGACCACAAAGACCCAAAAUGGAAUAGAGUCUGUGCUGGCUGUACGCAGGGCUAACCAGAACUGGACUGGCACCUAUACUUGUACCUUCUUCCAAGAGUCUCUGAACAGCUCCGCUCAUCUGGCAAUGGAAGUGUUGCCUUUGCCUCUGAAAGAAGACAUCGUCCGAGACCCCAUCGAAGCCAUCAUCCCGUGCCCAGGGAACCAAGCGCUGAAGUGCUGCAUACCCAGAGGCAGAAUGGAGAAUUACACUGUGACGUUCGAGGUUGGCCAAGGGCCUUCCAGCUUUUGGGAUGAAAAGACCAUCAUGUGUAACUCCUCGGACAUUGGCGUUGGAGAGACUAGAGCAGAGGUCGUAAAGCCUUGUCUGGGGAAUGCCAGCAGCGUCCGAGGAAAUAUCACUUACAGCGAGCGCUUCCAGAUCAAAAUGACAUUCGCAAAGAUGAACAAGUCGCUGAUCGAACCCCGGUGCGUCUUUUGGAAUUUCACUUUCUCAGGGGACCGAGGUGGCUGGGACGGCACUGGUUGCGAAAGAAAAGAGGACGACGAGAGCGUCACUUGCUCCUGUAAUCACUUGACCUCCUUUUCUGUGCUGAUGUCGCCCGCUGGACGUAAAAACCAUGGAAGUCACUGGAGGGGACUGAGUUAUAUGACUUACGUAGGCGUGGGGGUCUCCAUAUUGAGCCUGGUGGCCUGUAUUGUCAUCGAAGCUCUCGUAUGGAAAUCAGUGACCAAAACGAGAAUAUCUUACAUGCGCCACGUUUGCAUACUGAACGUUGCGAUUUCUCUCCUGAUCGCGGACAUCUGGUUCAUUUUUUUCUACCUCUCUGUUUUCUUUUGGAUGCUCUCCUUGAGCCUCAUGCUCUUCUACCACUUGGUCUUCAUUUUACACAACACAAGCAAAACCACCAUGAAAGCUGUCGCCUUCUGCUUGGGUUAUGGUUGCCCUCUGGUUAUCUCGGGCAUCACCAUAGCCGUUACUUUGCCACAGGAGUCUUACACGAGAGAGGACAUCUGCUUCCUCAACUGGGACAAGAGCUAUGCUCUCUUGGCAAUGGUUGUUCCUGCCCUGACCAUUGUGGCUAUCAAUGCUGUGAUCACCAUUGUGGUCAUAGCGAAAAUACCGAUACGUUCCAUCGGGGAAAGGUCAAGAAACGACGAGAGGAGCUCAUUGUAUCGAAUCACCAAGAGUAUUGGCGUUCUGACGCCACUCUUAGGACUUACCUGGGGUUUCGGCUUGGCUACCAUUUUCGAAGGGAGCUCACUAGUGUUCCACAUUUUAUUUAACUUUUUCAAUGCCUUUCAGGGAUUAUUCAUCCUGUUGUUUGGAAUUCUCUGGGACAGAAAGGUACGGGAAGCCUUGAUGAAUAAGUUUUCACUGUCCAGAUGGAGUUCACAAACUUCAAAGUCAACGGUCCACGGCCCGUCAGCUCCCAUGUUCUCCAUCAGUUCUCCCUUCUCCAAAACAUUAAACAACUUGUUCGGCAAAGCAGGAAAAUAUCAAGUCUCUUCUAUGGAAUCGCCCUCUUCAUCUUCUGAAAACACUUCCAAAGCGUAUUCUCUGCUGACCUGAUGAUACGGGC
Messenger RNA from Gekko japonicus, 3619 nucleotides. It is a transcript of the gene ADGRF5, whose product is annotated as adhesion G protein-coupled receptor F5. NCBI's taxonomy places the organism in Eukaryota, Metazoa, Chordata, Lepidosauria, Squamata, Gekkonidae. Gene Ontology annotation, biological process: G protein-coupled receptor signaling pathway; cell surface receptor signaling pathway. The record is from RefSeq and is a predicted model, not a curated record. Gene Ontology annotation, molecular function: G protein-coupled receptor activity. Gene Ontology annotation, cellular component: membrane.